Molecule: messenger RNA, 22713 nt
Organism: Brugia malayi
Lineage: Eukaryota; Metazoa; Nematoda; Chromadorea; Rhabditida; Onchocercidae
Product: Immunoglobulin I-set domain containing protein
Exons: 123
Coding region: 1-22713 (7570 amino acids)
Biological process (GO): protein phosphorylation
Molecular function (GO): guanyl-nucleotide exchange factor activity; protein binding; ATP binding
Source: RefSeq, a predicted model, not a curated record
AUGAAUCUAGCAAGUCGACGUCAACGUCAAUAUCAACGUAAAUACAACUCAUACAGGAAAUACACAGCAACAGAAGAUGUGAAUUAUGCGGCGCAUACAUCUCGAUCAUCUUACCGCUCCGAAUCGAUCACUUCAAGAAGUAGCGAUCAUGGUCGAAGUUCAUCAUCAGAAAUUAUCUCUGUAUCGGAGACUCGAUCAUUGCCAGUUUACAUAGCAACACAAGAUUAUAUCCCUGAACCUGGUGACAUUGAGUCAAUAUCGUUGGAACAAGGACAAAUUGUUGAAGUGUUAGAUAAAAAGAAUGCCGCUUCAUGGCUUAUCAGAACAAAGGCACGUCCACCAAAAUCAGGUUGGGUACCAGGAUCAUAUUUUGAAUCACCAACAGAAUAUUAUAAACAACGAAAACGAACUCGAGAAUUAGUUAAUAGUGAUCUAAAUUUAACCGAUGAGCAAGAAGCAAUUAUGAAACGAGAUCAAGUUUAUCAUGAUUUGCUACGUUCCGAGGAGGAAUUUGUUAAUGAAUUACGAACAAUUGUUGAUAUAUAUUUAAAAGCAUUGGAUGAUGAGGGAAUUCCGGAUGAAGUAAAAGAGAAAAAAAAUGAAUUAAUGAUGAAUUUGAAACAGUUACACAAUUUUCAUGCAAACAUAAUGCUAAAAGGUCUACAGUACUAUUCGGAUGAUCCAAAUAAAGUGGGUCAAACGUUUACACGGCUUUCACGUGAUUUUGACUUACACAUACAAUUUCAUCAUAAUUUACCACAUGUAAAGGAAUUACUUAAAGAGAAAACAAUCAUCGAUUUUCUUCAGGAUUUGAGUAAUAAAGUAGAAGCUGGAACAAAAACAUUUGAAGAGCAUUUACAAAAUGUUGAUAAUCGUAUUGUUCAGUAUCAGAAUUACUUCAAGGAAUUUGUGAAAUAUGCAUCACGAGCUAAGCUUAAUACAAAAAUAAUGCAAAAAGCACUUGAAUUGAUGAUGUCAGUUCCGGAACGUGCAAACGAUAUGAUAUAUAUCCGGAAUAUUGAACAGUAUCCCGGUGAUCUGAGUAAACUUGGACGACUUUAUAGACAUGAUUCAUUUUUGGUUUGGGAAGGUGAACAAGAACCAAUUGAACGUUAUGUAUUUUUAUUCAAAAAUAAAUUAAUGUUUACGGAUAAAAAUAAUAGUAAAGACGUACCAACCUAUAAACAUUACGCUACCAUACGGCUUGACAAAUAUACAAUACGAAUUUCGGAAACAGAACCGAAUAUUUUGGAAUUUCAACCAAAUGAACCAGGAAUUCCGGAAUUUCAAAUUCGUGCAAAAGAUAUUCAAUCGAUGGAAUUUGUUCGACAAGCUUGGUUAAAAGAUAUUAAUGAAAUGAAGGAACACGAUGAGCAAGAUAUGGAAGUGGAUACAAUCAGUGAAUUAGAUGUAACAAUGAGUGAUGUUCGAUCAGAAUUCAGCGAAUAUUCUACAAUUUCCAGAAGCUUGUUUGGUCCCGAGGAAGGACCACCACGGAAAAAAAUCAAAUCACCACCAGUUAUAUCACCAACCGCUUCAACAACCAGUUUAUACAGUGGUGGUAGCAGUUCAAUUGACUGGACAACAACAGGUACCACUCUUGACAUGCAAGGUACACGUGUUACCAGGACGCAAUAUGGUUUCAGAACAUUACAAGAAUCAUCGGCAAAAAUGUGCCUUAAAGUUACCGGUUAUCCAUUACCUGAAAUUACUUGGUAUAAAGAUGAUCAAAUGUUAAAUGAAGAUGAAAGGCAUACAUUCUAUGCGGAUGAAGAUGGAUUCUUUGCUUUAACCAUAGAUCCGGUACAGGUUGAAGAUACCGGACGGUAUACAUGUAUGGCUACUAAUGAAUACGGACAAGCAUCCACAUCUGCAUUCUUCAAAGUACUAAAAGUUGAAAAGGAAGCAGCGCCACCAGCAUUUGUCACAACAUUAUGUGAUCAGGAAGUGAAAGAAGGUGAAAUGGUGUCAUUUGAAUGUGAGGUAGAGGGAUGGCCGGAACCAGAAUUAAUUUGGUUAGUUGAUGAGCAACCACUUCGACCGUCACAUGAUUUUAAAUUAGAAUAUGAUGGACAAAAUGCUAAACUAGAAAUUCGUGAUGCUCAACCUGAAGAUACCGGUAUUUAUACAGUACGGAUUAAGAAUGAAUUUGGUUCAGCUGAAUCAAAUGCUAGACUGGUUGUGGAACCGGAUCCAGACAAGAAUCAUAUUGCACCGGAAUUUCAGGCAGUAAUUGAAGAUGUUGAAUGCAAUGAAGGAGAUACGGUUAAAUUUAAAGCAGUUGUUACUGGUGAUCCUAUUCCGGAUAUAAUUUGGAUGAUCAAUGGAGUACCAUUAUCCGAAUCAGAUAAAAUCAAAUUUAUCAGUGAAGAUGGAAUUUGUAUUCUAACAAUUACCGAUGUCUCAAGACAUUUUGAUGGUACUGUGACAUGUCAAAGUGUUAAUCGACUUGGUACACAAAAUUGUGAUGCACAGUUAAAAGUACGGGUACCGCCAAGUCCACCACAUUUUGAACGACCACUUGAAGAUAAAAUUACACAAGAGGAGCAAACAGUUGUCUUAGAAACGGAAGUGAACGGCUUUCCGGAUCCAAAAGUAUCAUUUACGAUCAAAGGAAAACCGAUUGUAUCCGGUGAAAAUGGUAUUGAAAUUGUUAGCAGAGGUGAUGGAUGCUAUCGAAUUGAAAUUUCAAAAGCUAAUAUUGAUUUGCAUGACGGUGAAAUUGUUUGUACCGCAAUUAAUGAACACGGACAAGCGGAAAGUAGAGCACGUAUUGUUGUGGAAUGUAUCGAUCGAGAAUCAUUUUCUGCACCAACAUUUGUUAAAGAUAUUGAAGAUCAGACAGUUAAAUAUGGUGAAAUGGCAAUUUUUGAAACAUCAAUACGUGGUAAUCCAAAUCCUGAAAUUACCUGGUUUAUUAACGGUCAAAAAGUUGAUAAGAUAACACCUGGAAUACAUCUGGAAACACAAUCAGUUACAGAUCAUAAACUAAUCAUUGAUUCAGCUCAAUAUGCAGGCACAAUUUUAUGCAGAGCUGAAAAUUCAGUUGGACGUUAUGAAACAAAAGCAAAAUUAACAGUAAUUUCUGCUGAAAAGAAGAAACGUGCACCAGAAUUUAUUGAAAAAUUAAUCGAUACAAAUGUUAUUGAAGAAUCAAAUGCGGUUUUUGAGGUACGAGUUGAAGCUGAACCAAUGGCUAAAUUGAAAUGGUUCUUAGGUGAAAAAGAAUUAACCGAAUCAGAACGUGUCAAAAUUCGUGAAUUUGAUGGUAGUUGGAAAUUGGAAAUUAAUAAAUUAACAACUGAAGAAAGUGGUAUCAUUAGUUGUGUAGCAGAGAAUUCGGAAGGUAGUUCAGAAACAUCAGCGCAUUUGACAGUUAGCAAGAAAACAUUUGCGCCACAAUUUGAAGAUCGUCCCAAGAAUGUUACCGUUGAACAGGGCCAAGAGGCUCGAUUUCAAGCUCAUGCAAUUGCACUACCUGAACCUGUAUAUCAAUGGUUCAUUGGUGGUCGAAAAAUUAGGGAAACUAUGGAAGGUGCCAAAGUUGAAACUGUCAACGGUGUUUCAACACUUGUAAUUGAUACUAAAAUUUUCGAUUCUUCUACUAUUUCUGUGACAGCUACAAAUUCCAUUGGUGUUGAUGAAACGGGCGCUUUGUUGACAGUGCAAGAAAAAGCAAUGGAAGAGCAACAAAUGAAUAUACCAGUGAUUACGAAGGCACUUUAUGAUCAAACUGUUAAAUCUGGUGAAAUGGCUAAUUUUGAGGUAUCUGUUGAAUCAAAUGAAAUUAUUACAGAAUGGUAUAGCAAUGGGAAACAAUUAAUCGAUGGAAUGCCAGGAGUAAAAAUUUCACAUCAAAAUUCCAAUUUUAUAUUAACCAUUGAUUCGGCUCAAUAUGCUGGUAUUAUUACUUUUAAAGCUUCAAAUAAAGCUGGUAAAGCGGAAAGUAGUGCAAAUUUAAUUGCAAUUCAAGAAAAGAUUAUCCAGAAAGCACCGGAAUUCCUGAAUGCACUCAGUGAUAUUUCGGUGAAAGAAGGUGAUAAAGUUGAAGUUACUAUUGAAUCAACUGGUAAUGCUACUUUUGAAUGGACAUUGAACGAGAAAAUAUUACAGAAUGGUAUUGGAGGUAUUACAAUUAGAAAUGAAGAAAGUAAAAGUAUUCUGAUAUUCGAUCAAGUUACACUACAACAAGCUGGUAACAUUAAGGUAAUAGCAAGUAAUGAAGGUGGACAAGCAUUCUCAUCAUUUAAUAUGACUGUCACUGAAAAGGACAUUGCACCUGAAAUUAUUGCAGGACCGAAUUCAUUAUCAAUUAAAGAGAAUGAUACAGCUGAAUUUCGGGUUGAAAUAACUGGAAAACCUACACCAAUAGUGAAAUGGCAAUUAAACGGACGUGAACUAUCAUCAUCAUCAGAUACAAAUAUUACAAUUAAAUCAUUUGAAGAAAUUUAUAUUUUAAAAAUUGAAAAAGCAAACGUGAAACACGCUGGUGAAGUAGUUGUUACCGCAGAAAAUGCAGCUGGUAUGGUUGGCAAGGAAGUGGUUUUAAAAGUUGAACCAGAUGUAACAAAGCCAAUAUUUAAAACUCAUUUAAUUGAUCGUAGUGUUAAUGAAGGUGAACCAUUACGAUGGGAUAUUGCAAUUGAACGUCCAUAUAAAGGUGUCACAGUUAAAUGGUUUUUAAACGGCAAAGAAUUAACAAAUAAUGAAAAUGUACAAAUUAUAGAUGAUGGUGAAGGUAAAUAUCAUAUAACUAUAAAUGAAGCUAAAUCAGAUAUGUGUGGAACAUUAAUUGUUAAAGCAACAAACACCUAUGGUACAAGUGAAUCACAUGCAUUUGUUGAUGUUAAAGAAGUUAAUCGGAAACCGGAAAUUAUACGACAACCGCAAGAUCAUACGGUUGAGGAAAAUGAAACUGUAAAAUUUAGUGCUAUCAUUUUUGGAAAGCCAACGCCAACUAUUAAUUGGUAUAUGGAUGAAAUGAAAUUAGUGAAUAGCAGUGAAAUUGGUGUUAAAUUUGAUGAAAUCACUGGAAAAACAUCAAUUAAAAUUUUCAAAGCAAAUUUAACUGAUAGUGGAAAGAAGAUUACAAUGAAAGCGAAAAAUACAGAAGGUGAAGUAGAAGCAAGUGCAAUUUUAACUGUUAACAAAAAAUCGGAACCACCAAAUAUUUUAACUGAAAUGAAAAGUCGUCAAGUAAAUGAAGGUGAAACAGUAAAUUUUUCAAUUAAAGUAACCGGUUAUCCAAUUCCGGAAGUAGCAUGGUUUCAUAAUGGUGAACCAAUUGUACCUAGCAGUAAUAUCAAAAUUACUGAAGAGGAUGGUAUGCAUACAUUGGUAUUAAAUGAUGUUCUACCGGAACAAAGUGGUGAAAUUUCAUGUGAAGCAAGAAAUAGUGUCGGAUCUAAAAAGCAAUUAGCAACAUUAGCAAUUAAACCAACCGGAAAAGCACCAUUUUUUGAGAGAAAUAUCGAAGAUAAAUUGGUGGUAGAAGGAGAAGAAUUAAUUAUGGAUGCAAAACUUGCUGAGGUGAAACCAUUUCCCACAAUAACAUGGUUAAAAGAUGGUAAACCAUUGCAAAAUGAUCGUUUUAAAUUAAGUCGAGAAGAUGAUGGAACACUGAAAUUGAAAAUUGAUUCCGUUGAACUGGAUGAUAAAUCACGAAUUACAAUCCGAGCUGAAAAUCAAUUUGGAUCAGCUGAUUGUUCGGCAUCAAUUGGUGUAACUAAGAAGCGACCGAUAGCAAAACCGGCUUUCUUAUCCGAUAUACCGGCAACUACGAUCACUGAAGGAGAAUCUUUGAAUGUUAAAGUAAUUAUCACCGGUGAUCCUACACCAUUUACUAAAUGGUAUAUCAAUGAUCAGCUUGUAAUAGCAACUGAGGAUACAGAAAUGAAAGAAGAAAAUGGUGUAUAUUCGUUGACAAUUCAUGGUUGCACCAAAGAUAUGACUGGUACCAUUAAAUGUAUUGCAUAUAAUAAAGCUGGUGAGGUAACAGCACAAGGUAGUCUUACUGUUUUGACACCAAUACCGGUGGAAUUUGAAACCUCACUUUGUGAUGCUGUAUGUCGUGAAGGUGAUACAUUAAAAUUGAAAGCUGUAUUAAUGGGUGAACCAACACCAGAAGUUUCAUGGUAUGUGAAUGGAAAAAAAUUGGAAGAAUCACAAAAUAUUAAAAUACAUGCAGAAAAAGGAACUUAUACAGUUACGAUUAGAAAUAUCACAUGUGAUUAUUCUGGAAAGGUUGUAUGUGAAGCAGUAAAUGAGUAUGGUAAAGCAGUGUCAGAAGCAUCACUUCUGGUAUUACCACGUGGUGAACCACCAGAUUUUAUUGAAUGGCUUAGCAAUGUGAAAGCACGACAAGGGUCACAGGUCACUCAUAAGGUAGUUUUUACCGGUGAUCCAAAACCAAAUCUUACUUGGUAUAUCAACAAUGAAGAAAUGAAAAAUAGUGAUGAAAUUAUUAUUGUUACGGAUGAGAAUACAUCAACGCUAGUGAUCAAAAAUUUUAAUCAGGAAAAGCAUACCGGUGAAAUUAUUUGUAAAGCUGAAAAUGAUGCUGGUGAAGUAUCCUGUACAGCUAGCAUGGGUCCUUACACCUCAGAUAUAUUCUCGGAAUCACAAACGGAAUCUGAAGCAAUGGCCGAAGAGGUGCUUAACUUUGAAGAGGGUCCUGAAUUUGGUACGGAAAUUGAUUCCAUUGAAGAAUUUCAACGUACGCCUACACCAAUUAUGGCUCCAAAAUUCAUUACUAAAAUUAAGGAUACUCGAGCAGCACGUGGACAUCAAGCAAUCUUUGAAUGUGUUGUUCCGGAUACCAAAGGUGUUUGUUGUAAGUGGUUGAAAGAUGGCCGUGAGAUAGAACUAAUUGCAAGAAUUCGUGUACAAACUCGAACUAUCGAAGGUUAUGUAACUAGUGAACUGAUCAUUGAUAAUGUUAUACCGGAAGAUGCCGGAAAAUACACCGUUGUGGUGGAAAAUGUUGCCGGCACAGAUUCUUGUGAAGCAAAUCUGAAUGUAAUCGAAGUACUUAUGAAACCGGAAACAUGCGCACCGGAAUUUGUUGUUGCUAUACAAGAUAAAACAUGCAAUGAAGCGGAAAAAGUUAUUUUCGAAUGUAAAGUAAUCGGUGAACCACAACCAACCGUUUCAUGGUUUCAUGAAAAGACUGCUAUAGUUGAGGAAGCAAGUAAAACAAUUAUUGAAUCGGAAGGUGCUAUUCAACGAUUAGUAAUUGUCUCAGCUGAUGUUAUUGACCGAGGACAAUAUAUAUGCUUGGCUGAAAAUGUUGAAGGCAAAGCAGAAUCUAAGGCAAUUCUUACUGUCUUGGCUGAAGCGCCACAAUUUACUCGUCACAUCAGUUCUAAAGAAGUAAGCAUAGGUGAGAAAGUAAUUUUGGAUUGUUCUGUUAAAGGUUCACCCCAACCAAUAGUACAAUUUUAUCGGGAAUCUACCCGAAUUAUUUCCGAUUCUCAUCAUUUUAUCGAACAUGAUAGCUCGAAUGUACACUGGAGAAUGGUAAUUGAGAAAACGGAAGAAUCAGAUUUCCGGAAGUAUCACGCUGUUGCAAUUAACUCGGUUGGUAUGGCAGAAUCAGAAGCAGAAAUUAGGCAGAAAGAAAUGAAUCGAAAACUAGAAUUAACCGGAGUGCUUAAGGAUCGAAAAGUUACGGAAGGUGAUGAAGUUAUUAUGGAGGUAAAAUUCUCCGGUAUUAUACCAUCAGACGUUAAAUGGUUCAAAGAUAGCAAGGAAGUUGUGGAAGAAAGAGAAAAAGUUAUAAUAAAAACUGAAGAAGGACGAUCUACACUGAUCAUUAAAAAUGCAAAACCGGAAGCAAGCGGAAAUUAUCGGGUUGAAUUGAUUGAUUCGGAAUGUAAGGAGACGUCAAGUGCUACUGUUACAGUGGAAUCUGCUGCUAUACCACCGCAAUUCACAGAAAUGCUAACCGAUGUUGAAGUUCAUGAACUGGAAACAACGGAAAUGAAGGUAACUGCAACCGGAGUACCUACACCUGAGAUACAAUGGUUCAAAAAUGAUGUGCCGGUACAAAUCGACAGUGAACGAAUAUUCGUCCGAGAAACCGGAACCGGUCAGCAUAUUUUAACCAUUAAGCAGAUGCAAAUGGAAGAUGCUGGUGUUUAUUCAUGUAAAGCAUCUAAUAAGGCAGGUUCUGAAGAAUGCAAAGCAAAUUUUGCGGUACUUGAAGUUUUGCAAGAGCCAAGGUUUACCAAAGAAUUAUCCGAAAUUAAGGUGAAGGAAGUUGAAACUGCUGAACUUGCGGUAACAAUAACAGGAAAACCGAUACCGGAAGUUUGCUGGAUCAAAGAUGGAAUACCUGUAAAUAUUGAUAAUGUUCAUUUUGCAACCAAACAAGAUGAAAAUGGACAACAUACCUUGGUAAUUAAACAAGCUAGAUUAGAUGAUGCUGGUAUUUAUUCAUGCAAAGCUAGCAAUAAAGUUGGUGAAACGGAAACCAAAAUUUCAUUUGCAGUAGAGCAAGAAAUUGAGGUACUACAAUUUCUAGAAGAGCUGAAAGAAUUUGCGGUGCAAAAAGGUGAAACAGCUGAAUUAUCGGUAACAGUAAUUGGAAAACCAACACCAGAAAUAGCAUGGUAUAAAGAUGGAAUACCAGUAAACAUUGACAACAAACAUAUUCUAAUGAAAACAAAUGAACAAGGCCAAUCAACAUUAAUUAUUAAGCAAGCUGGUUUAAAAGAUAGCGGUGUUUACUCAUGCAAAGCUACCAAUAUAAUUGGAAUAGCUAAAAGUGAAGCUAAAUUUGCGGUUGAAGAAUUUCUCGAAGAACCAAAAUUCAUUGAAUGUUUACAAGAGGUUUCAGUGCAAGAAAAUGAAACAGCACAACUUUCAGUUACGGUAGUUGGAAAACCACCACCUGAGGUAGUAUGGUUGAAAGAUGGUGUACCAAUUAAUAUUGAUAAUGAGCAUAUCAUUUCGAAGAAAGAUGAACAAGGACAUCAUACAUUGAUAAUUAAAGAAGCUCAACUGAAAGAUAUUGGUACUUACUCAUGUAAAGCGAUCAAUUCAGCUGGUACCAAAGAAUUAGAAACAAAAUUAGCUGUUAUAUCAGAAUUGAUACCACCAUUAUUUACAGAUGAAAUUGGUGAAUUAGAAAUACAGGAAGGUGAAAAAGCCGAAUUGAAAUGUACCGUUAUUGGUAAACCAAUACCAGAGGUAACUUGGUUAAGAAAUGGUAUUGUGAUACAGAUUGAUAAUACACAUUUCUUUAAAAAAGAUGAUGAAACUGGAAGACAAACAUUAAUAAUUACUAAUGUAAAUAGCGAAGAUUUUGGUACCUAUACAUGUAUUGCUACAAAUUCAGUUGGUAGUGCUGAAAUUGCUGGAAAAAUUAAAUUUCCAAAAUAUGGUUUUGAAAAGAUGCAAGAGGAAGAAGUUAAACCAAUGUUUAUUGAACCAUUAGAAACACAUACCGUUAAAGAAGGUGAAACAAUCAGUAUAAAAUGUCGAGUAAAUGAAAAUGCUGGUGCUGAUAUUCAUUGGUACCUAGGUGAUAAGCCAAUUGAACCAAAUGAACAUUUAAUGGUGGAAAAACUUGAAAAUGGUAUUAUGAAGCUAAUAAUUCAAAAUGCUACCAAAGAAGAUGUUGGUGUAUACCGUUGUGAAGCAAUUAAUAAAUCCGGAAAAGCAGCAACAACAGCAAAGCUUAAUUUUGCAAUUGAGGAAAAUUUGGCAGAAGCAGAAGAUGAGCUACCUGCUUCAAUUGGAUUUAUUCAACCAUUGAGCGAUAUUGUCACAGCAGAUAAUUCAACAGCAGAAUUGUCAUGUGCUUUAAGUGCUACCAGAGGUGAUGUUCAGGUACAUUGGUCUAAAGAUGGUUUAGAAGUAUCACCACAACAUGUCACCAUUGAGCAACUUCAUGAUGGUACUCAGAAAUUAAAAAUUGCUAAAGUAACCGCAGAAGAUGCUGGAACAUAUCGAUGUACCGCUUCCAUUGGUGAUUCAUCUGCAUGGACCGAAGGAAAAAUCACCAUUCUAGAACAAGCAAAAGCAAUAGUGCAAGAUGAAGGACCACCAGAAUUUACGGAACUUUUGAAAUCUUGCACAGUAGCUGAAAAUGCUGAAAUUAUCCUUCAAUGCAAACUGAAAGGCUUGCCAAAACCAACGAUAUCCUGGAUGAAAGAUGGUACCAAGUUGGAUCAAAAUCAUCGUGUAAUUACAGAGUACCAUGAAGAUGGUACCAUUAUAUUGAAAAUUAAAAAUGCCAGGAAAGAGGAUAGUGGUGAAUAUCGAUGUGAUGCAGUUAAUACAUUUGGUGCUGCUUGGACUGCUGGACCUGUUCGGGUUGCAACCGAAUCAGAAUUACAACGAGAAGGCGAAGCACCUGAUUUUAUUGAACCGAUCAAACCUGUUACUGUUUCAGUUGGUGAAACAGCAAUAUUAGAGGGUAAAGUGAAAGGGGAACCAAAACCAGAGAUUAAAUGGUUUAAUGGUGAGAAUAUUGUGAAGGAAACCUCAAACAUUCAGCUAGAAAAUCUUCCGGAUGGUACUCAAAGACUUACAAUUAAAAAUGCAACCGUUGAUGAUACCGGAGAGUAUCGUUGUGUUGCAAGUAAUCAAUACGGUGAUGUAUGGUGUGAUGUUACACUUACCGUUCAAGUUCCUAUAUCAGAGGAAGAAGGUGCAAAUGAAUAUGCAGCACCAACAUUUUUGAGAACCUUAGAAGGAAUUCAUGCUAAAGAAUUAGAACAUGUUGUAUUAGAAUGUAAAAUUGUUGGUGAACCAAUGCCUGAAAUUAAAUGGUUUAAGGAUAAAGAAGAAAUUAGCGCAAAUGAUACACAUUUCAAAAAGGAAACACUUCCGGAUGGUACAGCUCGGUUAAUUAUUGAUUCGGUUAAUAAGGAUGAUACUGGUGAAUUCAGAUGUGAAGCACAGAAUAACUUUGGUACAGCACGUACAGAUGCUAUGCUAAAUGUUUGGUAUGAUUUUGAGGUACCAGUGCAAAGUGAAAUUUCACCAGAAUUUGCACAGGAAUUGAAAGCAGUACAGGCUACUGAAGGACAACAAAUUUCAUUUGAAUGUCGAGUAGUUGGUGUUCCUGUACCAGAGGUAAAAUGGUUUAGAGAUGGUGAAGAAGUAAAAUCUGAUGAACAUGUCCGUAUCGAAAGUCUACCGGAUGGUACCAAUCGUUUAGUGAUUGAUUCAGUUAGUGUUGAAGAUCAAGGUAAUUAUCGAUGUGAAGCAACAAAUAGCGCCGGAUCGAUGAGUUCAAAAGCUCCAUUAACCGUUCAUGAAGUGGAAACAUUAAAGUUGAAAAAAGGCUUAGCAGAUACGAAAGUGGAAAUUGGAACUAAGAUUCGAUUGUUCAUUGAAAUUGAAGGAAAACCAAAAACAGUACGAUGGUUUCAUGGAAAGGAUGAAAUUAAAGCAAACAAACGAACAAAACUGGAAACAAUUACGCAAAAUGAGUAUAGCUUAGAAACUGAUAAAGCGGAAAGUUCAGAUGAAGGUACUUAUCGUGUAGUUUUAUCAACUGAUACGGAAAUGGUUGAAUCGUCAUGUGCAGUAACCGUAUUCAAACAUGAAACAGUACCAGUAUUUCGGAAAGGUCUUCAGGAUCAGAAUGUACCGAAAGGAACCAAGCUUGUCCUUGAGAUCGAAUUAGAUGGUACACCGAAACAGAUUAAAUGGUUAAAAUCCGGUAUACCGAUUAAUGAUAAAAUAAUGAAAGCGAAAGAUCUUGGUAAUGGAAAGUAUCAGUUAGUAAUAGAUGAAAUUAAGGAAAAUGAUACCGGUGAAUAUACCGUACAGGUAUCUAACGAUGCCGGAAUAAUCGAAUCAAAAGCAAAUAUUACUCUAAAAAAAGAGAAACCGGAAAUUAUCAGUAAAUUAAAGCCAGUAACAGUUGAAGUUGGUGAAAAAGUAACAUUUGAAGUGGAAACUAAAGGAACAAUUAAACAAGUUAAAUGGUAUAAGAAUGGCGUAGAAGCAAAAAAUGUUGAAACGAAGAAAAUCGGUGAUAACAAAUAUCAGUUAAUUAUUGAUAAGGCAACAAAAGACGACGAAGCUGAAUAUAAGGUUGUGUUGUCAAAUGAAGAAGGUGAUGCCGAGUCAUCAGCUAAACUUACCGUAAAACUACCAAAAAUUGAAUUUACUAAAAGUUUAGAGGACCAAACGGUUGAUGCUGGUACCAAGGCUGUUCUAAGCAUCGAAGUUAAUUUACCUCCAAAACAAGUUAAAUGGUACAAGAACGGCAAAGAAAUCACUGGAAGUGAUAAGGCUAAACCGAAUAAGUCCAAUGAUAAUACUUAUCAAUUGUUGAUACCAGAUGCAGGCAAAGAUGAUACUGCUGAAUAUAAAGUUGUACUUAUCACUGAUGAUGAAACUGUCGAUUCUUCUUGUGCGUUAACAGUAAAGUUACCAAAGUUAAUUAUUAUAAGAGGCUUAGAAAAUCAAUCUGUUAAUGCUGGUGAAAAAGUAUUACUUGGUGUCGAGGUUAAUACGCCACCGAAAUCGGUUAAAUGGUAUAAAAAUGGUAGAGAAAUUGGCUCAGAUGAUAAGGCAAAACCGAUAAAAGUUAAUGAUAAGAAUUAUCAACUUGAAAUAUCUAAUGCUACAGAAGAUGAUGCUUUUGAUUAUAAGAUUAUACUUUCAAAUGAGGAAGAUAGUGUGGAAUCGAGUUGCACGUUAACAGUUAAAAAACCAAUUGAAAAACCAUCAAUCAAAAAAGGAAUUGAGGAUCAGUUUAUUGCAAUUGGAAAAUCUCUGGAAAUUGCAAUUGAGACAAAAGGUGAGCCAAAAGUUGUAAAAUGGUAUAAAAAUGGGCAGUUAUUAUCAGGCGAAACAAGUAAAACAGUUAAAACAGAUAAGAUUGAUGAUAACAAUUAUGUGUUAAAAGUCGAGAAAUGUACUUUGGAUGAUAGUGGUACUUAUUCGGUUGAAGUACAAAAUGAAGCAGGUCAAGCUAAAAGUUCAGGCGAGAUAAUCGUCGAAGAUAAGCUAAGCUUUUUGACACCAUUGGAAGAUAUUGAAGUGAUUGAAGCUGAACAAGCGGUAUUUAUGGUUGAAACAAAUGUUCAUCCACGAAUUGUUAAAUGGUAUAAAAAUGGCCAAGAAAUUAAGGCUGUAAGUGGUCGAAUCGAAAUGAAAGAUAAUACGACGAGAUUUCAACUUAUCAUUAAAAAAGCUGAAAGUGAUGAUAAAGCUGAUUAUAAGGUUGUCUUAUCGAAUAGCGCCGGAGAUUUGGAAUCAUCAGCAAAAUUAACAGUGAAAAAAUCAAAGGGUCAACCAAAAAUUAUUAAAGGUUUAGAAGAUCAGGUUAUUGCAAAAGGUGAUCAAUUGAUACUGGAAAUUAAGGUGGAUGAAGAACCAACUGAAGUUCGAUGGCUCAAAAAUGGCAUUGCACUUCCGAAAAAUGUUGAUGCUAAAAUUGAAAAAGUUGAUGAGCAAUUGUAUCGUUUAACAAUUCCACAAGUUGAUACUACCGAUGCAGGUGCAUAUAGUGUUGAAGUAAUUAAUGAAGUUGGCAAAGUGCAAAGUACUGGCAAUGUGGAUGUUGAUUUAAAGCCUGAAAUUGUUAAAGGCCUAGAAGAUUGUGAAGUUAAUGAAGGUGAUGAGCAAUUGUUCAAGGUUGAAACAAAUGUACCUGUUCGAGAAGUUAAAUGGUAUAAGAAUGGUCAAGAAAUAAAGCCUUCACCAAAGACAAUUACGAAACAAAUUACUUCGAAAAAGUUUGAACUUAUUGUUCCUGAAGCAUCAAUAGACGAUACUGCCACCUAUAAGGUAAUGCUAAGUAAUAAAGCUGGCACUUGUGAUUCAUCAGCUAAUUUAACUGUUGUAAAGCCUAAUGUGCUAAAAGUUCUUGAAAAUUUGAAAGAUGUUGAAGUAAAUGAAGGUGAACCGAUCAAACUUUCCAUAAAAGUUGAAGGACAACCAAAAACUGUCAAAUGGUUCAAAAAUGGCCAAGAAAUUAAGCCAGAUGAUCGUGUGCAAAUUACAGAAAAUCCUGAAACUGGUGUGUAUACGUUAACAAUACCGGAAAGUUUAGCAUCAGAUGAUGCCGCAUAUCGUGUGGUACUGUCGAAUAGACUUGGAGAAGUGCAAAGUGGCUCUAUCAGUCGUGUCAAAUCAAAGAAAAUAGAACCAAUCAUAAGUGCAGCAACUUUUAUUACACCAUUGGAAGAUGUUGUUUUACCAGAAGGUGCCAAUUUAACUCUAAAAUGUAAAGUAUCCGGUGAGCCAACACCAACACUUAAAUGGUAUAAAAAUGGUAACGAAAUUAUUAAAAAUGAUCGUAUUGUAAUGCGUAUGGCAUUAGAUGGUACAGCAACGUUACGUAUUCUGGAUAGUAAGAAGGACGAUACCGGUAGAUAUACGGUUACAGCAAUUAAUUCAGCUGGUGAAUCGAAAUCUGAAUGUAGUGUUCAAAUCUUAGACAGUGACGAAUUACCAUCAGAACCGAAAUUUGUUAUUCCGCUUAAAGAUGUGGUAGCAGAAAUUGGUACCAAAGCUGAAUUCAAUGUUAAAGUUCGUGGUAUACCAAAACCUACACUUAAAUGGUUAAUUGCUAAUCAAGAUGUGUCACAUUUGGAUGGUAUUAAAAUUGAAGAUUUAAAUGAUGGUAAUUGGACUAUGAUUAUUGAAAAUGUUACUGAAGCAUUUAUUGGUCGUAUUAAAUGUAUUGCAAUGAAUGAACAUGGCAAAACAGAAUGCGAAUCACAACUAAUUCAAACUGAGUCAAAAAUUGGAAAAGUAAAAAGUGACGAAGGUUAUCCACCAAAAUUCAAUGUACCAUUAUGGGAUCGACGAAUACUGGAGGGACAAGUUACAACAAUUGAAUGUCAUGUUGAUGCUAAACCAAUUGCUAAUAUUAUUUGGACAAAGGAUGGUAUUACUUUAACAGAAUCAGAUCGUAUUGAAAUUCGUAAUACACCAGAUGGUGCAUGUCGUAUACGAAUUAAUAAUUUUUGUGAUGAUGAUGUUGGUACCUAUAAAUGUACUGCUACAAAUACAUUUGGUGUUGCUGAUACACGAUCAAAUCUUAAUAUUCAAAUAAAAGAAAAAGAAGAAAUAGUAGCAAAAAAAGAAUUUCCUCCACGUUUCAAUCCACCACUUAUGGAUAAAUUUGCGGAUAUCGAUGAGACAGUCCGUCUAUCCUGUAAAGUUGAUGCAUCACCAAAAGCAGCUAUAACCUGGUAUAAGGAUGGAGUACCAUUACGGAGUAAUAAUCGUAUUAUCAUCGAGAAUGAUAACGAUGGUAAUUGUUUGUUGACAAUCAAUCAUAGCACCGAAUCGGAUGAUGGCGCUUAUCGUUGUGUUGCUAUCAAUGAUAUUGGUAGCUGUAAUUCAGCUUGUAUGGUAUCUAUUCGUAAGAUAAAAGAAGAAAUUAAAAAAGAAGGUGAAGAACCAUUUUUCACCAAAGGUUUGGUGGAUAAAUGGUUGGAACGUGGUGAUAAGUUAAUCUUACAAUGUACCGUAAUUGGUGAACCAAAACCAGAAAUUCGAUGGUAUCGUAAUGGAAUUUUAUUACGAUCAAAUAACAAAAUUAACAUUGAAAAUACAUCGGAUGGUUUAUGCACAUUAACAAUUGAUGAAUGCGCAAUGUGUGAUGAAGGAAUUUAUCGUUGUGAUGCUGAAAAUUGUAAUGGAAAAGCACGAACACAAUCAACUAUACAUAUUGAAAGACCAAUUGAAAAACUGGAAAAGAAGGUUGUCGAAGGUGAAGCACCACGGUUUAUCAUACCACUUCAGGAUAUAACAGUUUAUACCGGUUCCACAAUUGAUUUAGAAUGUAAAGUAGUUGGUGAUCCAAUGCCAGCAAUUAAAUGGUCGAAAGAUGGUAUGAUACUUCGUGAUGAUUCACGUUAUCAAUGGGAAAUAGAUAGUACAGCUGGUACUUAUCGGUUGAAGAUUAAUGAUGCAAAUGUGAAUGAUGAAGGUGCAUAUCGAUGUGUUGCAACGAAUAUUGCUGGUUCAGCUACUACAAAAUCAUUUGUCAGAAUAGAUGAUGGUAGCUUAAUUCAAAAGCCAUCUUCCAAUGAACCACCUCGUUUUAGCAUUGCUUUGGGUGAUGCACGUGCUGUUGAAGGUCAACCGUUGAAAUUGGAAUGUAAGAUUGAAGGAGCACCUUUGACUGAUCUUAUUUGGUACAAAGAUGGUGAACGAAUCAUUCCUGAUGAUAGAAUUAAGAUUGAAUCUGAUUCAGAUGGCCGAACACGUCUUAUUAUUAAAUCAUGCAUUGCAAAUGAUGAAGGUUUAUAUCGAGUAAUUGCAACAAAUCCAUUUGGUUCAGCACAUAGUAAAGCUACUGCAACAGUUAAAAAAGUGCUCGAAGAUGCAACCAAUGGUUUUAUUGAUGGCGAGCAAUUCGAUGCAUAUCGUGCUCCACGUGUUAUUAUACCACUUGAAAGUAUCAAAAUUAUGGAAGGUAAUGAUUUUACGCUACGAUGUAAAUUUAGCGGUGAUCCAAGGCCAAAAAUUAAAUGGUUCAAAAAUGGUGAACGUGUUUACUCUUAUGGUCAUUGUACUUUGAUUGAAAGCGAAGAUGGUAAUUGUGAACUAAUUGUUAAAAAUGCUAAUCGAUUUGAUGGUGGUUGUUAUCGAUGUGUUGCAGAAAAUAUAUAUGGAUCAGAUAGAACAAUAUGUGAAGUUGCUGUGCAAUUAAAAGAAAAGAAACCACAACGUAAUUUCGAGGAUGAAAUUCGUGAAGGUAAUGCACCAGGUUUCUCGGUGCCACUUGCUAUGAAACGUGCUAAAGCAGGUGACACCGUUAUUCUGGAAUGUGUCCCAUAUGGAAAACCUUUUCCAGAAAUUAAAUGGCUUAAAGAUGGUAUUGAAAUUGAAAGCAAUGAUAAAAUUAGGAUUGAAAGUUUGGAUGAUAAAACACAACGUAUAAUUCUAAAAGAUGUUGAUUUCUUUGCGGAAGGAUUCUAUCGAUGUGUAGCAACCAAUGAGUACGGUACCGCUUCUACAAAAGGAGAAAUUGCGCUUGAAGGUGAUCGAACAUUACUAGCAAAGAAAAUGGAACCAUUACUUAGUGAGGAACCGACAGAAAGUAAACCACGUAUUCGUCGUGGUUUAUAUAAUAUGAGUGUACAUCAGGGUAAUACUAUUGAAAUGCAAGUGUGUACAUCAGGUUGGCCAACUCCAACUGUGAAAUGGUUUAAAAAUGGUCAAGAAUUAAAAUCUAGUGGACCAGAUGGUCCAGUGGUGGUAUGGACCGAUGAACGCGGUAUUCAUCAUUGUGUAAUCUUGAAUGCCUCACCGGAGGAUGAAGCUGAAUAUGCUUUGGAAGCUACCAACAAACUUGGCACAGCACGAACCGAAGGCGCUAUCACAAUUAUCAGGCCAAGAGAAGUACCAGGCUAUGAGGAUGAUCGAGAUAGAGGUGGUAUGCCAUAUCCUCCAGGAUUUAUUCGUCAACUCAAGAAUAAACAUGUCUUCUCACAUAUGCCAACAAUAUUUGAUUGUCUUGUAGUUGGUUAUCCACCACCUGAGGUUGAAUGGUUCCAUAACGGUAAAAAGAUAAUACCUGGUGGUCGGAUACGUAUUCAGUCGUGUGGAGGUGGGUCACACGCCAUUAUCAUCAUGGAUACACUUCCGGAAGAUGCAGGAGAAUAUGUAGCAAUUGCUAAGAACUCGCAUGGACAAGCUUCAAGUAGUGCGGUAUUAGAUGUAACUGUACCUCUCUUGGAUUCAAUUAAAUUUGAUGGUUCAAUUGAUGUUACACCUUAUCUAACAGAAGAAUAUGGUUUUAAGAAAGUUCCACAUCAUAACAUUCCAACACCACCGGAUCGUGGUCCAUUCAUUAAAGAAGUUACCGGACAUUACUUAACACUUUCAUGGAUUCCAACCAAGAGAGCUCCACCACGAUAUCCUCAAGUAACGUAUGUAAUUGAAAUACGCGAAUUACCUGAAAAAGAUUGGAUUCUACUUGAUUAUAACAUUCCGGAACCGGUAUGUAAAGUUCGAAAUUUGGAACUUGGUAAAAGUUACCAAUUUCGAGUACGUGCGGAGAAUAUUUACGGUAUUAGUGAUCCAUCACCUGCUUCACCACCAUCUCGACUGAUGGCACCUCCGCAACCGGUACUUGAUAAAAAUAAACGAGUUAUUCCGCUACUCGAUCCGUAUGCUGAGAAAGCACUUGGUCAAGCACAUGCGGAACAAUAUGCAUGUGCACCAUGGUUUGCACCUGGUGUGGAAGAGAAACGAUUCUGUGGCGAAAAUGAUACGCUAUCAAUAACGCUAUGUGUAUCCGGUUUUCCUGAUCCAAAAAUUAUUUGGAAAUUUCGUAACAUGGAUAUUGAUACUGGACCUAUGUCUAGAAUUCGGGUACUAAACCAUGCUGGCACAGAAACAACACUUAUAAUAAAUGGAUUUAAUAAGGAAAAUGUUGGACAAUAUCAGUGUAUUGCAAUUAAUCAGUAUGGUGAAGCACAACAAAAUAUCCAAGUUCUUUUGGGUGCACGACCAAAGUUUAUUCAACCGUUGAUUAAUAAAGUAGUACCUAAUGGUAAACCACUCAGGUUAGAUGUACGCAUUGAAGGAAGUCCUUUUCCGGAAUUGAAAUGGAUGAAAGAUUGGAGACCAAUCGUAGGAUCAUCUCACGUUAGUUUUACACGUGAAGGUUCAUUAUGCUCAUUGAUCAUUAAUGAACCGUUGUGGUGCGAUUGCGGAAUUUAUUCCGUCGUAGCCAUAAACGAUGCUGGCACAGCGACAACAUCGUGUUCAGUAACUAUCGAAGCUGACGGUGACUUCAGCAUGAUGCAUGAUAUUCGAAAGGAAAAAUCUCGCAUAACGCUGGAAGCUCGUAAAGUUCGAGAAAUUUAUGAAAUUGAUGAAAAUGAUGAAAAAGCUGCAGCUGCUGGUGCAACAUUUCACGUCACGGAAAUUACCACACGUAAACGUUACUUGGCCCAAUUACGUGCUUUGGAUGAAAAUCUAGCACGUAAUAUUGAAAUGCAAAAUAAUUUGGAUCAUCCAAAUACCAUACAACUUCAUCAGGCUAUUAUGGAUCAAGGCAUUGCUGUUCUUAUUUAUGAAAACGCAAAUCGUUCAUUAUUGGAUUCAUUAAUUACGUCACCAGCGGAAAAGACGCAGUAUGUUGCUGGCGAACGACAAGUUCAAAUAUUUAUAAAACAACUUUUAUGUGCGUUAAAAUGUAUGCACGAUAGAAGGAUUGCACAUUUGGAUAUUCGACCGGAAGUGAUUCUUUUACAGGACAAUCAUCUUCGUUUGGCUGAUUUUGGUCAAAGCAGGCGAUUGGUACGUGGUAAAGUUAUAGCAAAUAUAAUGGGUAGUCCGGAAUUUAUUUCACCAGAAAUUGCAGCCGGUAUUCCGGUUACACUUGCUUCUGAUCUAUGGAGUGUUGGUACUCUUACAUAUGUUUUGCUUUCCGGUAUUUCACCGUUUCUCGGUGAUAAUGAUACUGAAACGGUGCGAAAUGUUAUGUUGGGUAAUUAUACACUUGACAGUGAAGAAUUCAAUCAAAUUUCUAAUAAUGCCAAAGAUUUUGUAUCAAAACUGCUUGUUCUUGAUCCACGCGGUCGUCUAAAUGUUGACGAAGCGCUACGACAUCCGUGGCUUUCGGAAGAAUGUUUAGAAAAUACACCAAUAACAUCAGAAUGUUUACGAGAAUUUAAGUACAAACAUAAAUGGCUGGAAAGACGGGUAUUCGUUCAGCAAACUCCAUCCGAUCAGCUAAUGAGUGUUGUACAGGUUCCAAAUGUAAAUUUGGUUGGUACAAAUUUACCGCAACGUAUGCAAGGUUUAGCUUCUAGUGAACCUUAUGAUAUUUAUGAUUAUUUACGAAUCAAAGAUCGUAUUUCACCACAUGAUAUUGUUAUCAGUGAAAAUGCGCCAAAGCGACAUUUGCAACUGCAAGAAAAGGAUGAUGCAUUAUCAUCAAGUCGAAAGAUAUUGAAGCAAAAACCUCUUCAAAUUUCAUCCCAAUUUUUUGAUGAUUCGAUGUUACCAUUACAGCUUGUUCAUGGUGAACAUCGUGAAAUUGAGGAAGAAAUUGCAAAUCGAAUUUUAUCAGAUAUUUCCGAGGAAACAUCAAUAACAAGUUCAAUAGCUUCACAUGAUGAACCGGAAUCAUUUCAUCGAAUAUCUGAAAGACAAAUGAGGCAAAAGAAAAGCCAUAGUAAAUCAUCAACUCCACAAGUGGAAGGUUUUUCAUUGGAUGGUACACCGACUGCUUCACCAGUUGGAACAGGAAGUGCCGGUACUUCAUUUCCGGAAUGUUAUUCCAAUACUGAUGUGUAUCGACAUCCGGUACAAUUAGAUCCGAGUAUUCCGGUUGGAGCACCGCUUUUCCUCGAAGGACUUGAGCAUCAUUCUUUAGUACUUGACGACAUAUCGCCGGAUACGCGAAGUCCACGUAGUUUGCCGUCAUUACCUGGCACAAAAAGUCCUGUACUGUUAUCACCAAAAAGAGAAUAUACUAUGGGAGUGAUAAUUGGUACCAAGCAAGGAACAAAAGGAGAAAUUACAAUAUCCACACCAGAACUUUUUGAAGUUAAAAAUUAUCCUGAAAAGCAGGUAGCUCAUGAAACAAAACAUGAAGAUGAAUUUGAGAAUUUCAUGAACGAAAUUGAGGAGAUGAAAAAAAGACGAAGAAAGGAGCAUGAAGAAAUGGAACGAUUGCGCCCAAAGAAUAUUUAUGCUGAAAAGAUUGAUUUCAAAAAGCCAGAUAUUGAUGAUGAUGAAUUCCCAUGGGAAAGUCAAUAUCAGAUUGGCCCUGAAACACUUUUACUCGCAACACGUGGUGCAAGUUUCAAUGCACGUGUACGUGACUAUCGACGAGAGCUCUGGGGUGAUGGUGCACCAUUGGUAACUCAAGGAUAUCUCGGUUAUCGAAAUCAAGAUAUUACUGUUAGAGAAAGGAGAAGGUUCACUGAUUUAAUACGUGAAGAUGAAAAUAUUGCAAAAUCAGUGGAGAAUUUAGAACGUGAUAUGCGUGGAUCACAUCUUGGUGCUAUAAAACGUAUACGUAGUGAUAUUAGCAAAGCAGUACCAGUAGUUUCUAAAGAGAAUGGAACUUUUGGUGCAAUUUUCCGGAAUCGAUUAAAGGAUGUACCAUUUGUUGAAAACGGUGCUACAGUGAUAUUUAAAUGUUCAGUGAUUGGUAAUCCACAACCAACAAUUGAAUGGUUUUUCAAUGAAAGUUCCAUUAUGGAUGAUAAUAAACACAAUAUAUUUUAUGAAAAUGGUCACUGUCAAUUAACAAUUCAAAUGACUGAUAUAACUGAUCUUGGUGAGUACUCGUGCAUUGCAACCAAUGAACAUGGCAUUGAUAGAACCUGCUCUCGACUUAUUACCGGAGAUACACCAGCAGCACCUGGUCGACCUGAAAUUGAACUAUCAUCAGAUACCGAAGUGUUUAUCACCUGGGAAGUACCACAAAUGAGCCAUAGCCUGGAAUGUUUCAUGUAUAAACUAGAAGUUAGACCAGCAGGUGAAAAUGAUCAUUUUUCGGAUUGGCAUCUUGUUUCUGAUAAAAUAGAAGAUGAAGCAGCAAUUGUACGACAUUUAACACCACAAGGCAUUUAUCAAUUUCGAGUGAUUGCUAAAAAUGAAUUCGGUUGGGGUGCACCAUCAUUAACAUCUCGAAUUAUCCAAACACAUCCUAAAGGUUCACCAAAAUUACAAAUUGAAAGGAUUCAAAGUCAGUGUCGUGUAUGUGUGAUUUCAAAACCACCACAAACACGAUUAAUUUCAAAAUCUAAGAAACUUGGUGAGAUUACUGAGGAAGAUGAAGAAAAGACUGAAGCGGAUGAAUUUGUUUCAAAAGCACAAACUCAAAUUUUAACUUUAAAUACUUCGGAAGAUCCACAGAAACGUUUUCGGCUCAUUGCUCCGAUACCUCGUGGUCGAUUUGGUGAAAUUGCAAUUGGCAUUGAUACAACUCGAGAAUUGGAUGCUAAUUGUAUGGCCAAAAUUCGAAAUAUUAAUGUUGAAGGUGCUAAUGGUACCAUGGAAUUUGAAGCUAUGAAAGAUUGUCAACAAGAAAAUAUUGCUCAUUUGAUUGCUGCUUAUCAGCGGAGUAAUUUAUUGUUUUUGUUUAUGGAACAAUAUCGAGAAGAUAUUUUUGAACGAUUUACAUAUCGUGAUAAUUAUAAUGAGGAGCAGAUCAGUAGAGUAAUACUACAAAUUGCUUCUGCUCUUCAUUGGAUUCAUUUCAAAGGUUAUAUACAUAUGGAUAUACAAGCAACCAAUAUUUUAUUUGCAUCUCGUCAAUCUUGGCAAAUUAAGCUUAUCGAUUUUGCCUCAGCACAAAAAAUUAGCAGCAAUGAAAUUAAACAACCAUUAAAACCAAAUGUCUACUGGUCUUCACCAGAAAUAUUGCGUACAGAUGAGAAAAAAACUUCCAUUACAGUUCAGACUGAUAUUUGGAAUCUUGGUGUGAUUACUUUUUGCUUAUUAAGUGGUUUCCAUCCAUUUGCAUCGGCAGAUGAUUCAAAUGAUGAAAUUAAGGAAAGUAUCAUUUAUCAGAAAUGUAAUCCAAAUUUAAUCCAAGUACAAGCAACAGAAGAAUCAUUAAAAUUCGUAACAUGGGCUUUGAAAAAGGAUCCAAUGAGACGUAUGAGAACUGAUGAAGCGCUAACACAUCGUUGGCUAAGUAUGGAUCGGGUAAUGAUACGUCGACGUGAAAUGGUUAACUACUCAAGUAGUCGACUUCGACGAACGGCAUUUUUGACGGCUGAUCAUAUAAAAAGACAAUCUACCGUCAAAUGA